Molecule: messenger RNA, 1638 nt
Organism: Sugiyamaella lignohabitans
Lineage: Eukaryota; Fungi; Ascomycota; Dipodascomycetes; Dipodascales; Trichomonascaceae
Gene: HXT5
Product: hexose transporter HXT5
Exons: 1
Coding region: 1-1638 (545 amino acids)
Biological process (GO): carbohydrate transport; transmembrane transport
Cellular component (GO): plasma membrane
Molecular function (GO): carbohydrate:proton symporter activity
Source: RefSeq, a predicted model, not a curated record
AUGAGUGGACAAACGCCGGCAUCGUCUUACAAGGAACCUGAAAGCGAUGACGAAAACCAUCAUCCUGCUGCCAACAAUACACCGGUAGCCACUGCACCUGUGAAAUCUAGUUAUGUGCUAGUGUCUAUCUUGUGUGUUUUUGCUGCCAUGGGUGGUUUUAUUUUCGGUUAUGACACAGGUACUAUUUCGGGCUAUGUUAAUAUGCCUGUCUUCAUUAAAAAAUUAGGCAAUACAAAUGAUGCUGGCGAGCAUUACUUGUCAAAGAGUCGAUCUGGUCUCAUCAUUGGUAUAUUCUCAAUCGGUGCUUGUAUAGGUGGAAUUUUCUUUUCUCGUCUAGGUGAUAUGUAUGGCAGAAAAGCUGGUAUCUGGGCUGGAACUGCAAUCUAUAUUAUUGGAUCGUUGAUUCAGGUUACUACCGUUGAUGCUUGGUAUCAAUUCUUCAUCGGUCGUUUGAUCGGUGGUAUGGGGGUUGGAACCAUGUCUGUUUUGGUUCCCAUGUUCCAGUCAGAAGUUUCUCCCAGUGAAAUCCGUGGUACUCUGGUUUCAUCCUAUCAGUUGAUGAUCACCCUAGGUAUCUUUAUUGGUUAUGUUGUAUGUUACUGUACAAACACUAGAGAUGGUGCUCUUUCAUACAAGAUUCCUCUUUCCUUGGGCUUUGCAUGGUCAGUGGUUCUAAUUGUUGGUCUCGUAUUUUUGCCUGAAUCACCUCGUUACCUCAUGACUAAAGACAAGAAUGAGGAGGCUCUCAAAGUUUUAUGUUGGAUUAACGGACGUGAUGCUCAAGAUCCUUUAAUCGUUGAAACGAUUGCUAAUGUUUCGGCGGCCAUUGAGCACGAGAGAAGAGCCGGAAAGGCUAGAUGGUCAGAAGUUAUUACUGGCAAACCUCGUGUGGGCUACAGACUCAUGGUUGGUAUUGUUGUUCUCGCCCUGCAACAAUUGGUUGGUGCUAAUUAUUUCUUCUAUUUUGGUACUACUAUCUUCAAGGGUAUUGGUAUGAACAACUCGUUCAAGGCGUCGAUUAUCUUUGGUGCAGUUAACUUCGGUUCUACUUUCUUUGGUCUCUACUUUGUAGAAAAAUUUGGCAGACGUAAUGUUUUGCUAUACGGUGCUGCUGGUAUGUUUGUCUUCUUUAUCAUCUAUGCUUGUAUGGGUGCUAGGGCUCUGUAUCCUAAUGGUGAGGACCAGCCUGGAAAUGCAAAAGUAGGAAAGGCUAUGAUUUUUGUUACUAGUGGUUAUAUCUUCUGUUUUGCCACUACAUGGGCUCCCUGUGCCUUUGUACUUGUCAGUGAGUUGUUCCCAAUCAGAACCAGAUCAAAGGGUAUGUCUCUGGGCCUUGGUGCCAAUUGGAUUGCUAAUUUCUUGAUAUCAUUCUUUACCUCUUUCAUCACUAAUGCUAUUCACUUUUACUAUGGAUUUGUGUUUGCCGGUUGUAAUUUGUUUGCUGUGUUCUUCGUUUACUUCUUUGUUCAUGAGACCAAGGGUUUGAGUUUGGAACAGAUUGAUCAACUCUUCCGUUCAAAUGUUAAACCAUGGAAUUCUGGAAGCUGGGUUCCUCCUUCUAUUGUUGAUCCAGAUAAUUACGAUCACCCCAAGGAGGAGCAACAUCCGAAAACUACUCACGAUGAACACAUCGUUUAG